Messenger RNA from Salvia hispanica, 1365 nucleotides. Its product is annotated as cytochrome c1-2, heme protein, mitochondrial. NCBI's taxonomy places the organism in Eukaryota, Viridiplantae, Streptophyta, Magnoliopsida, Lamiales, Lamiaceae. Gene Ontology annotation, cellular component: respiratory chain complex III. Gene Ontology annotation, biological process: mitochondrial electron transport, ubiquinol to cytochrome c. The record is from RefSeq and is a predicted model, not a curated record. Gene Ontology annotation, molecular function: electron transfer activity; heme binding.
GUCACUGAGGCCCAAUACCUCCUUUUAUUUUUAUCCUCAGAUAUUAAUUUGACGUCGUCGCCUAGCUUCUUCGUAUCCUCGGAUCUCACAUUCGCCGCCGUGGAGAUUUUCGUUAUUUUCAGGGAGAUAAGAUGUUUGGGGGCAGAGCUCUCCGCCGGUUGCUAAGAGAGAGACUUCAAUCGCAAAACACUGCAUCUCCAGUUUUGUCAUCUUUUAUUUCUAAGAAAGGGCAGGAAGCAGUUGGAUCUGCCACCGCUAAGUCCUGGAGGGUAUUGGCUCUAUGUGGGGCAGGUGUCUCAGGGUUGUUAAGUUAUGCAACAAUAGCAUCUUGUGAUGAGGCUGAACAUGGUUUGGAGGCUGCCACCUAUCCUUGGCCACACAGUGGCAUUCUAAAUUCAUAUGACCAUGCUUCGAUUCGUCGUGGUCACCAGGUGUAUCAACAAGUUUGUGCCUCCUGCCAUUCAAUGUCCUUAAUUUCAUUCCGUGACUUGGUAGGUGUUGCAUAUACCGAAGAAGAAACUAAAGCUAUGGCUGCUGAGAUUGAGGUAGUUGAUGGGCCAAAUGAUGAGGGAGAGAUGUUUACUCGUCCUGGCAAGCUCAGUGACCGGUUUCCUCAGCCAUAUGCAAAUGAACAAGCAGCUAGGUUUGCUAAUGGUGGCGCUUAUCCUCCUGAUUUAAGUCUUAUAACCAAAGCUCGCCACAAUGGUCAAAAUUAUGUGUUUGCCCUAUUGACUGGAUAUCAUGACCCUCCUGCUGGUGUUACAAUUCGUGAAGGAUUGCAUUAUAACCCUUACUUCCCUGGUGGAGCUAUUGCUAUGCCAAAAAUGCUUAAUGAUGGUGCCGUUGAGUAUGAAGAUGGUACACCCGCAACAGAAGCUCAGAUGGGGAAAGAUGUUGUCACAUUUUUAGCAUGGGCUGCAGAGCCUGAAAUGGAAGAGAGAAAACUGAUGGGAUUUAAGUGGAUAUUCGUUCUAUCACUCGCGCUUCUUCAAGCUGGUUAUUACAGGCGCAUGAGGUGGUCUGUUCUCAAGUCUCGGAAGCUGGUGCUUGAUGUCGUGAACUAAAUUUCCUCAACUUCCGUGUUAGAGGAUCGACUAUCUGCUCGUCUUUGUGCUAAUUUAUUCAUGAAUCGGCAGUUUUUUUCCAGGCUGCGGGCAGAUUUGUAGCUUUUCCAUUUUGUUGGUGAAUAAUGAAAUCUUACUAGAGAGAAGAUUUCUUGGUUUUUUCCAGCUGCUAAUGGAAACUGUUAUUGUUUGGAUUGCUGUAUGAAAAAUGAGAGAGAGAGAGAACGAGAUGCCUGAAAGUGCAACUCCGUGUAAUAACCCAAUAAUAGUAGUGAGUACAAUAUUUUUCUCAGUUACACAA